Chelmon rostratus (copperband butterflyfish) is the source of this 1524-nucleotide messenger RNA. Its product is annotated as RNA-binding protein Nova-1-like. Gene Ontology annotation, molecular function: mRNA binding. Gene Ontology annotation, biological process: mRNA splicing, via spliceosome; regulation of alternative mRNA splicing, via spliceosome. The transcript is spliced from 4 exons. Bases 16 to 1524 code for a protein of 502 amino acids. NCBI's taxonomy places the organism in Eukaryota, Metazoa, Chordata, Actinopteri, Chaetodontiformes, Chaetodontidae. The record is from RefSeq and is a predicted model, not a curated record. Gene Ontology annotation, cellular component: nucleus; cytoplasm.
CUGCAGCCGCCCCUUAUGGAGCCGGAUAACCCGGACUCCCGCAAACGACCGCUGGAAACUCCGGCGGAGGAGGCCGGCUGUACCAAGCGCACCAACAUUGGAGAGGAGGGUGAGUACUUCCUGAAGGUGCUGAUCCCCAGCUAUGCAGCCGGCUCUAUAAUUGGCAAGGGCGGCCAGACCAUCGUACAACUGCAGAAAGAGACGGGUGCCACCAUUAAGCUGUCCAAAUCCAAAGACUUCUACCCAGGAACAACAGAACGUGUCUGUCUGAUACAGGGUACAGUCGAAGCCCUCAAUGGUGUCCACAACUUCAUUGCAGAGAAGGUCCGCGAGAUGCCCCAGAGUGCCCAAAAACCCGAACCAGUCAGCAUACUGCAGCCACAGACCACCGUCAACCCUGACCGUGUCAAACAGAGAUAUCCCUCUUUCUGUCAGCCAUUUAUGAUGUUAAAUCUUUCUCCUGUUACCUUUUAUUGCUACUUCAAUCUUUCUAUUUCUCAACAGGCCAAACUGAUCGUGCCCAAUAGCACAGCUGGGUUGAUCAUUGGCAAGGGUGGAGCCACAGUGAAGGCAGUGAUGGAGCAGUCAGGCGCUUGGGUGCAGCUCUCCCAGAAGCCAGAGGGCAUCAACCUGCAGGAGCGAGUGGUAACCAUCAGUGGGGAGCCGGAACAGAACCGUAAGGCUGUGGAAAUCAUAGUGCAGAAGAUCCAGGAGGACCCUCAGAGCAGCAGCUGCCUCAACAUCAGCUAUUCCAACGUCUCUGGCCCUGUGGCCAACUCCAACCCCACUGGCUCCCCCUACGCUAAUACGGCCGAGGUGCUGCCUAAUGCAGCUGCAGCAGCUGCCACUGCCUCCAGCCUUCUGGGCCAGGCCGGCUUGACGGGAAUGGGCGCCUUCCCUGCCGCCAUGUCCAGCUUUUCUGGCAAUGAUCUGCUGGCCAUCACCUCAGCCCUCAACACACUGGCCAGCUAUGGCUACAACACUAACACCCUGGGCCUGGGCCUCAACCCUGCAGCUGCUUCUGGGGUCCUUGCUGCAGUAGCAGCUAGUGCUAACCCGGCUGCUGCUGCUGCAGCUAACCUACUGGCCUCCUACGCCAGCGAUGCCUCCAGCAGUGCUGGCCACCCUGCUACAGGCCUCGGGGGGUUCUCCCUGGGUUCUCUAGCAGCUGCUACAGGGGCUUCCAAUGGUUACCUAAAUGCUUCAUCCCCACUGAUGGCCUCCUCCCUACUGGCAACAGAGAAGCUGGCAGAUGGGGCCAAGGACGUGGUUGAGAUUGCUGUGCCCGAGAAUCUGGUUGGUGCCAUUUUGGGGAAAGGAGGGAAAACGCUGGUAGAGUACCAGGAGCUAACAGGAGCCCGCAUCCAGAUCUCAAAAAAGGGAGAGUUCAUUCCUGGUACUCGGAACCGUAAAGUUACCAUAACAGGGUCGCCAGCCGCUACGCAAGCAGCGCAGUAUCUGAUCAGCCAGCGGAUCACUUACGAGCAGGGCGUGCGCGCUACCAACCCACAAAAGGUGGGCUAA